GUUUACGUGCGCUUCAUCCAAUUAUGCUCGCUGGGUUCGAGAGUAGAAAGGUUAAUGUCGGACGUAAAAAGAAAUUACUCUACUGUGAAGCGGAUUUCAAGUCUGCGAUUUCUGCAUUUGACGAUACUGUAACUCAAGCCUUCGGGGUUCCCAAACGUCACUUAUCACAAGACCGAUUGAAUACUACUAACAAGUUCGCUCAUGAAAACGACUUUGGUGACGUCACUUUUAUACCCAGAAGGAAGACGGCUUAUGUACCUACCGGUAAUUUAUCCGGUUUCGCUAUCAGCCCUCCAGAAAGCCAUGCCAUCCAGAUGUCUAAUGAUGGCCUCCUUUCUGGUCGUCUUCAAGAACCACAGCCAAUACACAAUUCGUCUAAUCUGCGUGCGCCAUUUCCAUCUACCACUCAAUCUCAUCAGAGCACUACUGAAAAUCGAAAUGCGGAAUGCUGCGAACGAUCCGUCGUGAAGCCCCUUGCUUUUACUCCAUCUUUCGCAUCCGCACCGGCACUGAUCCAAAACGGAUGGCAAUCUCGCUCCAUUCAGUCUGCAAUUGAAUUGCUUGAAGUUGAUUCCGAUUCUGUCGACAUAGCUUUAGGGGUGCCUAAUUCUCGAAAGCCGCCCGCUGUCCCUGCAGCACCGAGGAUUUGUCGAGCGCGGAGUUUCUUUUCCCAACUAAAAUCAGGCCUGAGCGAAUGGAUCGAAUUGCAAACCACACUGCUUCAGCAAGCCGAACUGGGACAAGACGUUGCUACCGAAAAGUUGGUUUCUGAAUUUCUCAGUCGGCUUCAGAGACGUCUCAGCACGAUAACCCGAUUGGAAGAGGAAUACAUCCGAUUCUACAGAGUCUACCGACAGCGCAGGUCUAAAUACACUGAACGGCGACCCUCAAAAAGCAUUCAACCAACGCCCAUCACACAGCUAUCACGUGGUUUAAGUAAAUCUGUAUCCGCUUUGACAACUUCGGAUAGCUAUGAACCUUUCGAUGUCACACCAAAGCAGGACUCCCGAACACUCCAAACCUCAGUGCACUGCGUUUGGGGCACCUGUUUGCUUAGCGCAGUUCCACCUCGGUUAACACACAAGGAAGAGCAUCCAGAUAAUGAAAGAGAAACACUUUCCAUCCCAGAUCGAAAUUCCGUCACAAACACCUCCGCCUACUCAUCUCUGGGCACCGAAGUUAGGCCAAAACGACAAAAAUCGCAUCUACUUUCUCGAGCACCUCGAUUCAUGAAAUCGGAACUUUUACUGGAACCAAACGUAAAGUAUGAACAGUUCCUGAAGCAUUUAUUAUGUCUCAUCGAGGCGCAGACGGAGUAUCUUUCUGGAACGUUCAAGUGUGAGGUAAUCGGUAUUUCAGGCGCUGGUCAGUGCUUUAACAAAGACGAAUUCAAAGUUAACUUUGUCUACGGUCCACCCACUUUACCGACUCUCUACGAAAUUCACGACAAAGAGGUUAAACUACUCCCAGUUCGUAAGAGCUCAAUCGAAACCGAAAAUGUGGUGCAUUUAGAAGAUAAAUGGAUCGCACAUGGUCGAAUACACUGUACUCAAUCCGUCAGAAAGAACCACGACCGCAUUCCCCUCUCCGCAUGCGAGAAUGUGCCUGUGGACUAUUCAUUUCCAAAGCAAAUAUGGGAUAACCCAUGCAACAUCUUUAGCCCUCUGAUUGACAGCGUCCUCACUUUAAAGGCAGUGGAAGUGAAAAGAUUCGGAAAAGUAGAAAUACUGCAACAUCAGUCGUACGAUAUCAUUAGCCUGUUCCGAUCAAAAUAUUUCCAAUUGUCCACUCCACUGAAGCAUAAUGGCCAACUGAAAUUCCACUUCCUUAUCGGAUGGAGCCCUCUAGCAGACACAAAUGACCAAAAUUUAAUCUACUAUUCGCCUCAUUCCCGGUACGGAUCCGCUUCCAGUGGUACAAGCAAAACGAAACUAUUGAGUUCUGCAUGCCUAAACCUUAACGAUCCGAGCCCUGUGAGCUUGAAAGGGGACGGUUCACAAACCACUGACUGGGAGCCCUCACCUGUCUCGGAUCGAACAAGUGUUGCUUCCUCCAAUGUAGAAUCCUCUACGAAUAUGAGUAGAACCAGGUCAUGUAUUCUCUAUCCAGCGGAAAAGAAAAAGUCAUCAGCAUCCAACAAUGUGACUAACGUCAGCGCCAAUUCCGGCAUCUGCGUUAAAGAAGACAGUGGUAAAACUACCCAGUGGUCACGUUGGAUAUCCACGCCGAAUCUCGGAAAGGCGGUCGCGAACGCAAGACUAAGGUUGAACACUGGUUGUUUAAGGGAGAUAUCCAUUCGACCUCGGAAGAAAACGCAAAACGGUGUGACGAUCGAGCCUUCGGCACCCCAGCUGUCCACCGAUUCCUUAUGCAGUUUCAUCGCCGAGACACAGCCUGCUAAAAGUGACUCGCCCAGCUCGGUUUCUUCUCAAAGGGAAUUCGAGGACGAACUUCAAUUCGUUAUCGACAAACUACAGAAUUUACUUCGGCUCAACGAUGAGAUGAAAACUGUACUCCAGCCAUUAAGAUGCGUGCUUCUGAAGCUGCAAAGUAGUAUACAGCAACCCACCUUCGGGAAAAGAAACUCUGCUGUCGCUAAGUUGAGUUCUUUACGGAAAAACGGACUAUCCUCACAGUUUGUUACGAAUUCAAUGAUUAAAUCGAAGGCAGAAAACGGAAAGCCUGGUAAAUCUGACACGCUGACAGAUUUAUGGGAAUCAUUUGCCUUUCUUGAUUGUUCAAAGCCCAUGGAAGAAGGUGCUUGCAAUGAAGAUUCUACCGACGCAGUGUUUGGUCUACAGCUCCAAUCUGUCUCGUUACCUAACGUAUCGGCCACACAAGCUCCACUGGACGGCUCCUACCAUCAGCUGGGCUCCACUGUCCUAUGGCAUUUAAAUUACGUCACUCGCCUCUUUGACCGGUUAUCCCAACUCCACGAAGUCACAUGCAAUCAAGCAGACGAGAAAGUUGAAUGCCUUUCUCCAUUGUUUUUCCCUGGAUCUAUAUCACUUUGCUUUGUGGAAAUGUCUUUGAGUAUACAAGUGAGCGUUACUUCCUUCGGAUUUCAUUUUUGUGCUAUAUUCUGCCAGUUCCGCUUCUCAGUACCGUGA
Molecule: messenger RNA, 3110 nt
Organism: Dicrocoelium dendriticum
Lineage: Eukaryota; Metazoa; Platyhelminthes; Trematoda; Plagiorchiida; Dicrocoeliidae
Source: the annotation of a GenBank genome assembly